AGAACGCUAGAUCAUAUAAUCAGUCUCUUCCAUAAUUUGAAAUGGAGACAAUAAGCUGCAGCGACUCAAGUACUGCAAUCGCACCUUUUCUUCUUGAAAAAGAUAAAAACAAUUAUGAAGAUUGGAAAGUUUAUGUUAAAAACUAUUUAUUGGCUCAAGAUCUUUGGGAUAUUGUUGAAUAUGGGAAUACUCAGGAGGGGAAUUGGAGGAAAAAAAAUGCUGCAGCUCUACAUGCAAUUCUCUCUACCUGUUCACAAGAUAUUUUUAGUCAAAUAAAGGACAGCUCGGCCAAGGAUGCCUGGAAUCAUAUAGCCAAAAUGCAUGAAGAGUGGCAACAUCCUGACGAGGAAGCAGAAACAGGGGUGGAGGGGUUGGUAAGAGGGGAAGAAGUUGAUCAAACAAUGCAUGAAGGGCGACCAAAAUCCAAAGCAAAAACAGAAACCAGCGUGGAAGGAUUGGGUAGAGGAGUUAAUAGUGAAGAAUUUGUAAAGUUGGUAAAGAGACUUUACCAUGGAGAUCAGAAAGUUGCAAGGCAUGUUUUGGACAAGCAUCCAACAUUUCCAUCAAUUACAGGCUUUGGUGAAACUGCUCUUCACGUUACAAUCAAGGCCGAGAAAGAUGAGAUUGCCAAGCAAUUGAUAGAGAUGAUGUCAAAGCAAGAUCUGGAGAAAAAGGAUUGCAAUGGUCACACGUCUCUCUCCUAUGUUGCAUUUCAGGGAAGAACAAACUUGGCAAAGAUCUUAGUCCCAAAGAACCGAGAUUUACUUACCAUUGUAGACAAUGCAGGCAAUAUCCCACUUACGAGGGCAUGUGGUGUUGGCCAUAAGGAGAUGACAGACUACCUCUACAAUGAAACCCCUAGUUAUUUCUUGGAACCAGGAAAACAGGACAAUCAUGGAUUCCAUCUCGUGCGUUGCUGUAUUGCUAACAAAAUGUUCGAUAUUUGUUUCGACCUACUCAAAAGAUAUCCAAGUUUGGCUGUUGGCGUCCAUACACAAGGAGAGUCUCCUAUUUUUAUGUUGUCGCGUCAACCUUCUGCAUUUUUAAGUGGGACUAAGCUUUCAAUUUGGCAGCGAUUGAUUUAUCACUGGUUAGAGGCCAAGUUACCCCCCACUGCCAAUCGUGAAGUACGACUUGUUGUUACCGACCAAGGCCACGACGAAAAGAACAUUAGAAAACGAGUAUUUAACGGAUUUCAUGGAUUGGGUUUAAAGGUUCAAGAGUUCUUUGGAAUCAAAACAAUUUAUGAUUUGAAAUUGAAGCAUCUCUAUGCACUUAAAGUUCUUCGCUGUAUGUGUAAACACGUAUCAGCUUUGGAAUUGAAUCAUCAACGUGAUGAUUUUGGAGUGGGUGCUGCACUCUUUGAAGCUACCAAGCAGGGAAUAGUUGAAUUUGUCACUGAGCUAUGGAAAGCCAACCCAUCAUUUGGUUUCAAAACUAAUCAUGAUAAUAGACUGGCAUUCAUGGUUGCAGUCCAAUACCGUCAAGAAAAAGUUUUCAACCUCAUUUAUGGCGUUAAUCAGGCAUGGAAGGCUGAAAAUCUUAAUAAAUCAGAUUCUGAUGGGAACAAUAUUUUACAUGUGGCAGGGGGGUUGGCUCCUGACUUCGAACGUGUUGGAAUCUCCAGUCCAGCAUUACAGAUGCAAAGAGAACUACAAUGGUUUAAGGAGGUGGAAAAAAUUGUUCCAGAAUGGUGCAAAGAAGCUAAAAAUGAUAAUGGUGAAACCCCCAAGGAUGUAUUUACCAAGAGCCACAAAGAAUUAGUGAAAGAGGGGGCGAAAUGGAUGAGGGACACAUCAAGUUCUUUUAUUAUUGUCAGUAUUCUCCUUGUUACCAUCAUGUUUGCGGUAGCCUUUACUGUUCCAGGCGGCAACAAUCAGGAAACAGGGUUACCCGUACUCUUGGGUGAAAAAUUAUUUAUGGUAUUUAUAAUAACCGAAGCAAUAUCCUUCUUUACUGCAUCCACUUCAGGUUUAAUGUUUUUGGGAAUUCUAACGUCGCGCCAAGCUGAAGAAGAUUUUCAUGUGUCCUUACCCAAGAAGUUGAUGAUUGGCCUUUUCACCCUCUUUGUUUCUAUUGCAACAAUGAUGGCUAGCUUUUGUGCUGCUCUUUUGAUUGUGCUAGAAGUUCAACGGUGGGCAGUGAUUCUCGUACUUUCAAUGGCUAGCAUUCCAGUUACGCUUUUUGUAUGGUCGCAAUUUCCCCUCCUUGUUGAAAUUUCUGUUUCAACAUAUGCUUUGGGAAUCUUUAAGAAGAAAAUGAACCGUUGGCUGAUCAGUUGAAGGGCAAGUUGAUCCAUCUUUUGUGACCUUGGUUAAGCAGUUCCUCUCUUGGUGAAAUUAAUUCUAUAGCUUAUUGUUUUGGUACUUCGUUUAGUUCUGCCAGAACUCUCAUUAAUUUCUGUGUUUUAUUUAGUUGUUUUUUAAGAUAUGUUGCUUUUGAUGAGACUGUGAUGUGAUCUUAAUACAUGUACAUUCCCUUG
Rubroshorea leprosula is the source of this 2482-nucleotide messenger RNA. The record is from the annotation of a GenBank genome assembly. Lineage: Eukaryota; Viridiplantae; Streptophyta; Magnoliopsida; Malvales; Dipterocarpaceae.